Molecule: messenger RNA, 810 nt
Organism: Colletotrichum higginsianum IMI 349063
Lineage: Eukaryota; Fungi; Ascomycota; Sordariomycetes; Glomerellales; Glomerellaceae
Product: Phosphomannomutase
Exons: 2
Coding region: 1-810 (269 amino acids)
Biological process (GO): GDP-mannose biosynthetic process; protein N-linked glycosylation; mannose metabolic process
Cellular component (GO): cytosol
Molecular function (GO): phosphomannomutase activity
Source: RefSeq, a predicted model, not a curated record
AUGGCCACCUCCCUCCCCAGCUACCCCCCUCUCGAGGAGCGGCCGCUCAAGACGACGAUUUGCCUCUUCGAUGUCGACGGCACCCUCACUCCCGCUCGACUUGGCGCUUCCCCAGAGAUUCUCGACCUUCUCGCCCGACUCCGCCAGAAGUGCGCCAUUGGCUUCGUCGGCGGCUCCGACUACUCUAAGCAGCAGGAGCAGCUGGGCAACGCCAGCACGCCCGUCACUACCCUCUUCGACUUCUGCUUCUCCGAGAACGGCCUGACAGCCUUCAAGCUCGGCCAGCCCCUCGCUUCCAACAGCUUCAUCAAGUACAUCGGCGAGGACCAGUACAAGGAGCUCGUCCGCUUCGCCCUGCACCACAUCGCCGACCUCGACAUCCCCAUCAAGCGCGGCACCUUCAUCGAGUUCCGCAACGGCAUGGUCAACAUCUCCCCCAUCGGCCGCAACGCCUCCAACGCCGAACGCCUGGCCUUUGAGGAGUACGACAAGGUCCACAACGUCCGCCGCGACUUCGUCGCCAAGCUGCGUGAGCGCUUCGGCCACCUCGGCCUGACCUUCUCCAUCGGCGGCCAGAUCUCCUUCGACGUCUUCCCCACCGGCUGGGACAAGACGUACUGCCUCGGCCACCUUGAGAACGAGGCCAAGAAGGAGGGCGGCAUCAAGUACGAGCACAUUCACUUCUUUGGCGACAAGACGGCCGAGGGUGGCAACGACUACGAAAUCUACGUCGACGAGCGCACCAUCGGCCACUCCGUCAGCGGUCCCGAGGACACUAUGCGCAUCAUCAAGGAAACCUUCGACUUGUGA